AUGGCCUAUCAACAAAAAGCACUGGUUAGCGACGAUCCCGAUUUGACAACCCUGUACGAAUUCCGCAAUGCUAAGGACUAUGCUGCUUACCUCCUGCCACAUAUCAAGCCCGACUUCCACAUCCUCGAUGUCGGGAGCGGACCGGGCCGAAUGACACACGACUUCUCACUUCUCGUGCCACAUGGCAAAGUCGUCGGUAUCGAUAUAUCACCGGGCAUUUUAGCAGAGGCAGCCGCUAAGUAUCAAGAGCCGAACCUCUCGUUCGAGCUCGGAGAUGCGUACGAGCUGUCACAGUUUGCCGAUGCCAGUUUCGAUGUGAUACACGCUCACGCAGUCAUCAUGCAUCUUCCAGAUCCAAUUAAGGCGUUCAAGGCCAUGUACCGUGUCGUGAAGCCCGGCGGAAUCGUGGCAACAAGGGAUCCCUCCGGCAGGGGAAUCGUGUCGAUCAUUCCCGAUCGACCACCUUUUACUGAACUGAUGACUGAGGCUUCACCGGCUCAGAUGAAAUAUAUAGAUGCAGUAGGGUCGUUCAGCCAGUUUGGCCUGCAUAAAGAGAAAUGGGCUAGGGAAGCGGGAUUUGGAGAGCGGGACGGUGGGAAGAUCGAGGUAAGGCUAAGCUACGAGCAUGUGACUACGGCUUGGAACCUCUUCCGCGGGUCCAUGGCGGAUCAAGCUGUCAGGCUAGGUAUUAUCACACAGGAGCAGGUCACUCGCUGGGCAGACAUCUGGAGCGAAUGGACCAAGGAGGAAGACCGUCUUGCGAAGAAAGAGUUUGUAGAUAUGUUGUGUUUUAAGGGCAAGAAGGACUAG
This is a messenger RNA of Diaporthe amygdali, 810 nucleotides long. Its product is annotated as UbiE/COQ5 methyltransferase. NCBI's taxonomy places the organism in Eukaryota, Fungi, Ascomycota, Sordariomycetes, Diaporthales, Diaporthaceae. Bases 1 to 810 code for a protein of 269 amino acids. The record is from RefSeq and is a predicted model, not a curated record. Gene Ontology annotation, molecular function: methyltransferase activity. The transcript has 2 exons.